AUGGGUAACGAUCUUUCAACGUCAUCAAAAGCCAAAAAAUAUAGAGUUAUAAAUAAUGAAGACACCGACGUUAAUAAUGUGCAUGAAAUAACUGGUCGUAAACAUACAAUAGCGAGUACCAAAUUUCCAGUAGCUGAUUAUAAUUUAAAUAGGGAAUAUAGUCACCAUGAUUUCUUCUUGAAAGUCUGGGGCUCGAACUAUUUUUCUCCAAUCGAAUCUAUCUUAGAACGUGGUGAGGUCAAAGUCCUUGAUGUUGGUUGUGGAUUCGGCUCAUGGAUCUGUGAUAUGGCAAAAAUUUAUCCUCUUUCACACUUUACUGGGACUGAUACUAUAGAUCCCAAAGAUCUUACUCUUUCAAAUGUCAGCUUUACACAAGGCGAUGCCUUAGAAGGACUGCAAUAUCCAGAUUGUUCAUUUGAUUAUAUUCAUUUCAGAGAUCUGUUAUGGCAUAUUACAUCGAAAGAUGCUUCUAAUAAAUUAUUUCCAGAUGCUGGUCCUAACACUAAAUUCCUCAUGGACGCAUUGUUUAAUCAUAUUCGAAAUAAUGGUAUUUGUCCCGAAGAAUUUUACAAAAAUACAACGAAAUUAUUUAAAGAUAAUAAUCUUGAAUACAAAGUUGAAGAAAGAAUAAUAUAUUUUUCUAAUUCUGAUUCUGUG
This is a messenger RNA of Dentiscutata heterogama, 657 nucleotides long. The record is from the annotation of a GenBank genome assembly. NCBI's taxonomy places the organism in Eukaryota, Fungi, Glomeromycota, Glomeromycetes, Diversisporales, Gigasporaceae.